Molecule: messenger RNA, 2195 nt
Organism: Epinephelus lanceolatus (giant grouper)
Lineage: Eukaryota; Metazoa; Chordata; Actinopteri; Perciformes; Serranidae
Product: high-affinity choline transporter 1-like
Biological process (GO): transmembrane transport; choline transport; acetylcholine biosynthetic process
Cellular component (GO): plasma membrane
Molecular function (GO): choline:sodium symporter activity
Source: RefSeq, a predicted model, not a curated record
UCACUCUUGGCCCAUGCACAGUAUCUGAAUUUAUUAUCCAGUCAGUCCAUCUGCUUAUCACUGUGCUCCAUAGUGGUUGACCACCAUGGCUCUUAACAUCCCCGGUGUGAUUGCAGUGGCGCUGUUCUAAGUCCUGAUUUUGGGGACAGGGGUGUGGGCUGCCAAAAAGUCCAAGAAGGCUGCGAGGAAAAGCCAUGGAGGCAAGACUGAAGUGGUGCUGCUUGGAGACAGAAAUAUCAACUUGCUGGUCGGGAUUUGCACCAUGACCGCAACGUGGGUCGGAGGUGGUUUUAUCCUGGGUAUUGCUGAGGCGGUGUACUCUCCUAAAAUGGGCUUAAUAUGGGCUCUUAUGCCUGUGUAUUACGCAGUGUCUUUCAUAAUAGGUGGUCUUUUCUUUGCCAAGCCAAUGAGGGAUAAGGAGUAUGUCACCAUGAUGGACCCAUUCCAGAUAAAGUAUGGCAAAAUACUGAGUGGUGCUCUAGUGCUGCCUUCUCUGCUGGUGGAUGUGCUGUGGGUGUCCUGCACUCUGCUAAGCUUAGGAUCAACUAUGAGUGUGAUUCUGGACUUGCCCUAUGCCUAUUCUGUUUGGAUCUCAUCAGCUGUGGCCAUUAUCUACACAUUGCUAGGAGGCCUCUAUUCGGUGGCGUACACUGAUGUUAUCCAGCUCUGUUUAGUUUUCCUCAGUUUGUGGUUGUGUAUCCCAUUCCUGCUGCUCAACCCCACAUCUACAAACAUUGCCCAGACUGCAUUCAAUCACACGUUCCAAGAACCCUGGGUCAGCAAUCUGGAGCAAGACAAAAUCUGGAAGUGGAUUGAUGACUUCUUAAUGAUUGGUAUUGGUAGUAUUUCAUUUCAGAGCUUCCACCAGAGGACGCUGUCUGCCAACUCAUCUCGAACUGCCCAGAUUACCUGCUAUGCUGCUGCUGUUGUCAUCAUCAUACUUGGAAUCCCCCCUGCCUUAGUUGGUGCUGUCGCCGCCUCUACAGACUGGAACCUGACGCUGUAUGGUUCUCCAUCUCCAUAUGUACGUGGUGAGCAAAGUUUGGUCCUGCCCCUGACCCUACAGAACCUAACUCCAUCCUAUAUUUCAAUCAUUGGAAUCGGAGCUGUGGCCGCUGCUGUCAUGUCAUCUGCAGACUCUGGCCUGUUGUCUGCAACUUCUGUUUUCUCUUCAAAUAUCUACAAGAACAUUCUGCGCAAACAGGCAUCAGACAAUGAAAUUCAAUGGGUAAUACGGGUCACAGUGGUGGUGGUGGGUGUGGUUGGGACAUCCAUGACGUUCUACACCAACAGCCCCCUGGUCCUCUGGAUUCUCGGAGCAGAUACCGCCUACACCCUCAUAUUCCCCCAUCUGGUUUCUGUGCUCUUCUUUAAAGUGACGAAUGGUUACGGUGCCACGGUGGGUUACAUCGUAGGGCUGACUGUAAGGGUUUUGCUGGGGGAGAAUUCUGUAGGUCUUCCUGUUGUUCUUCAUCUUCCUGGUUGCACACUGGAAGAUGGCAUCUACAUCCAAAAGUCUCCUAUCAGGACAAUCUCCAUGUUGUGCACUUUGGUAACCAUCUUAGUUUUUUCUUCGCUGGCUUUGUUCAUAUUCAAUCAUGACCUGUUGCCUGAGAGGUGGGAUAUUUUUCACAUAAAGCACAAUGUUACUAUAUCACCUGCGGAUCCUGUCACACAGAAUCUAAACGAAGAAGCAGGAAGUGAUACUGAGUGUGAUGAGAACACAUAUGGAGUUGCCUUGCAGCCAGUUUUGCCAACUGGAUCGUAACCAGUUUCCUUUUUUUUUACUUUCUGGCCUGAGUUUUAUAAUAAUCUUGUGUAAACAUUUAGAAAAAUUCCAAGUUGAAGUUGCCUGUAUUUUAAGCUGUUAACUGUUGUGAGCAUUUACUUUCUUUGUUAGUAUUUGUUUGUGGAACCAAGUUACACGAAAGAGAAAUCAUUUCAAAAACAGUGGAUUACUCAAAAUAAAGAAUGAUCCUAUUUGCAAUAGUUAAUAAGUGGAAGCUUAUCUCACCUUUCUUAAUGUCUUCUGCUCUCUCCUCUCCUGCUCCACAGGGCUUUUGCAUAAUACUGCAACAGCAAUUAAAUAGCAAAUGGGAAUAAAUCAGAAAAGAAGCUGUACUAACGUAUCUAAUGUACAUCUGGUUCAAAUAAAGGCCUGGUGCCCUCUGCAGUUGAAGGAAAUAAACUGCAAA